UUUCGCGGAUUAACAAUCGCCAUUUUGCGGAAAUUUUCCUAUCCCCCUCUACCGAUUAUUGAAAUGAAAACAAAUGCACAUGGUCAGCACGUUGCUAGGUUAGUGUAGCACCAGGAUGGACCUGGGCCCUAAUGCAUCCUCCAGUAUGCUGUCUAACAUGUCCGGACUGAAGCUGAACUUUGAGAGCUUUGAUGAUGAGGUUUCAAAGGAGAGUAAUGACCUCACUGUAGAUGCAAGCUUUCCAUCCUCUGAUGGCAACUUCAUGGCAGGCAGCAGCGACAUUGGAGGUGGUCUAUCAACAGGGGCAGGUAACUCCGUCGGAGAGACUGGAGAUGGAGAGGCCAAAAGGAAAGGUGGCUGGCCAAAAGGACGCAAAAGGAAAAAGAGUUUGAAAGACGUCAAUGCUCCCAAACCAGCCCUUACAGGAUACAUCCGGUUCCUGAAUGAACGUCGUGAGCAGCUGAGACAGGAAAACCCAAACCUGACAUUCUCAGAGAUCACGAAAAUGCUAGGAGCAGAGUGGUCCAAACUUGGGGCUACAGACAAACAGCGUUACCUUGACGACGCAGAGAAAGACAAAGAGCGGUAUCUGAAGGAGAUGGAGGCGUAUCAGAAAACUGAGGCUUACAAGACCUUCAGGAUGCAGCAAAAGAAGUUACGAGGUGAUCUUGGAGAAGAGACUGAGAGUACAGGGUUGAAUGGAUCAUCUUUAGAGAUGUUAAACAAUGAAGAGGAGGAGAGUGGCACCUUUGACAUCCCUAUCUUCACUGAGGAUUUUCUGGACCAUAAUAAAGUGCGUGAAGCAGAGUUGAGGCAGCUACGGAAGCAGACAACGGAGUUGGAGGAACAGAAUGCCAUCCUCAGUAAACACAUCGAAAAUAUGAAACAUGCCAUCGAGAAGCUGGAGAUUGAGGCGGUGCAGCAACGGAGCACCAACAUGGCGCUGCAGACUCACCUCGACAACCUGCGCACAACACUCACUACACACUUUGCCUCCGUGUCUCUCCCAGGAUCGGGGAAGACGCCAUCUCUGGAGACGAUCGACACAUACAUGGCCAAACUACACACCGUGAUCCUCGACUCCCCUCAGGAGAAUGAAUCUCUCAUAGCCACUGUUAGAGAAAUAGUCGGAAGACUCAACAUUGAAGGUGAUAAGUUAUGACGAGAACAAGAAAAGUGUGUUACUGAUGUUAGGACUUCUUGAACCGGUGCUUCUCCUCUGGAUGUUGUGGACCCGGAGGACCUGGACCCCAGCAUCUUCAGUUGGUACACAGUGUGAAUAAAGUGAUGGACCU
Molecule: messenger RNA, 1295 nt
Organism: Haliotis rubra (blacklip abalone)
Lineage: Eukaryota; Metazoa; Mollusca; Gastropoda; Lepetellida; Haliotidae
Product: high mobility group protein 20A-like
Exons: 11
Coding region: 116-1162 (348 amino acids)
Biological process (GO): regulation of gene expression
Cellular component (GO): nucleus
Source: RefSeq, a predicted model, not a curated record